AUGGCGACCGGCCCACGGCCGCUCCCCGCUCCAGCUUCGACGUCGACCCAUCCUCUUCCACCUCACACUCCUGUCUCGAUGGCGACCGCCACGAGGCCGCUUCACGCUCCUGUCUCGGCAGCGACCAGCACGAGGCCGCCUCACGGUCCUGUCUCAGCAGUGACAGGUAUUCUACAGUCCCAUGUUCCUGUCUCGACAGCAACAGGUAUUCUACAGUGCCAUGUUCCUGUCUCGACAGCAACAGGUAUACCACCGCCUCACGCCCUUACAACGACGGCAACCGUCCCAUGCCCUGCUCACGCCCGUCUCGACAGCAGCCUCCCUCUCCUGCUUCGAUGGCACCCGGUCCGCGGGCGCCUGAUGACCACUCUACAGGGGCAACCGAUUCCCGGCUGUCUGACGGGCACGCCAUGGCGGCGAACGAUCGUUGGCUGCCCCGCAACCAUAACUCAGCGACGACCGGUCCACAGCCAACUCACGACCAAGCCUCAGUGGCGACCAAUUCCCGGCCGCCUCAUGACCACGUCCUGGGAGGUCUUCGUCCAGAGGCGUCACCUGGUCCCAUCUGGUUCCUGCUUCGCUUCCUCCUUGACGACGUCGACCCGAAUCGCUCCGUCGGGACCCUGGUGCCUGGCGUCCUGGCUGACCUCCGGACCUGCUCGGCCUGGCGCCUCGCUUUGGACAGCCACCAGACUGACUGGGGUUGGGGUGUUGGUGCCCUCCCCCGGUCCCACUUCCACCCUCCCAUGGAAGUCACCUGAUCCUUCUCAAGAGAACCAAGGUGAAGGUUGCAGCAAGUCAAUGGUUCGGGCUGUGUCAGCCGUGUGCGUUGGCACUCCUGAUUAUGGCACAAGGACCAAUGCAAUUAUCCUGAUGGAUGCGGAGGGGAACAUGGCCUUCAAAGAGCACACCAUGCUUAGUUGUGACACAAACAACUGGUGCACCAGUUCUUUCCGAUUCAAGCUGCACACAUGAAAAAGUCGUAUAGGAAACUUGUGCCUCGGAGCCCAGCUGAUUCUGGCUUUAUCAUCACCCAAUAAUCAUUUAGUUUCUGAAGCCCCUGUCACUCGAGCAAUUGAGCAGCACUACCAAACUUGGCUGCUUAGGUUUGGCGUUUUUGUUUAUUACUAACCUAUAAAACACUUAAAAGAUUGCCAAAGAGAUUGUUUUUUGAUGAAGUUGUUUAUAAAGACUGCAAAUAUGUGAGUUUUAUUUAUUUUAGUAAUGUAUCUACAGGUACAAUAAAUGAUAAUACUAUUAAUUGAGUUCAGUAGUUUAAAAAAAAUGUCAUUCAUAGAAAUGCACUCCAUGCACUUAUUGAGUGAAAUAUUUCACAAUUUGGAGAAAUGCAAUUAAUUCAUUAAUAGCACUGCGACAGAAAACAAAAACUCAAAAUCGCUACUAUUUACAAUAUUACAUAAAUUAUCAAGAACCUACCAAAUUUUGAAUGUAGCAAUUAAGCAGGAAUUUGUUUGUUGUAGAGUAUUUUCCUGAUUUGUUUUAAUGCAUCUAAACCUAAGGAACCUAAGAGUUGUAUUUUGUUUUGUCUGCAACAGUGGCGCUAGACUCCUACUUUCAGUAACCAAGCAGGAAACAGGAAGUAGUUCAGCGAGGUUUAGGGCUGUUGAUUUUUUUCACUCAAAAUUUUGAGCAAACAGCUAUUCUGCUUUUUGACACAUUAUCCUAACAAGCAAUUAUUAUUACAAAUGACACAUUGUUUUCUUGGGUUAUGUAAGAUUUUAUCCGUGGUAAAAAGGAGAUAGGGUUGUCACUGCGUUCCAUUGGCUCGGGGGGGGACCACGGGACCCAAAACUCACUGACAUUGUCCAACAUUCUUCUGAUAUAAACUUUGAAAACAGCACAGUUGCCAAUCAUUGUAAACCAUUGAUCGGUGCUGUUUGUAAGACAUGUCCAUAUAUGAGUGACUAUCAUUUGUCGAU
Molecule: messenger RNA, 1940 nt
Organism: Syngnathoides biaculeatus (alligator pipefish)
Lineage: Eukaryota; Metazoa; Chordata; Actinopteri; Syngnathiformes; Syngnathidae
Exons: 3
Coding region: 1-975 (324 amino acids)
Source: RefSeq, a predicted model, not a curated record